Harpia harpyja (harpy eagle) is the source of this 6193-nucleotide messenger RNA. It is a transcript of the gene NELFA, whose product is annotated as negative elongation factor complex member A. The record is from RefSeq and is a predicted model, not a curated record. Gene Ontology annotation, biological process: negative regulation of transcription elongation by RNA polymerase II. Bases 447 to 2066 code for a protein of 539 amino acids. Lineage: Eukaryota; Metazoa; Chordata; Aves; Accipitriformes; Accipitridae. The transcript has 11 exons. Gene Ontology annotation, cellular component: NELF complex.
GGAGCCGCCGGCCGGGGGAGGCCAGCGUUCUCGGAAGGCAGGGGUGGGCUACGGCAUGCCUCCGAGUUGUGCCGCCCGGCCCCGCGGUGGCUCGGCAUCCCGCUCCUGCUUCUCGGGCCUUUUCUGCCCAGGAAAGCCCCGGAGAAGUUAGGGCGAACUGUGAGAAACAACGAGUCGGCAUUGACAGAGAAGCUUCUCUGCGGUGAGGCGGCGCCAUCUUGCAGUACGGCAGAAAAGCUGUGGCGGGCGCCAUUUUGCACCUGAACGAGAGAUGAGAAGAGCCUCGCUGUUUUUCGCCGCUUGGGCGCCGCCAUUUUAGGUUACGGCAGAAUCUCCGCCUUCCCUAGCACAACCUCAUAGGGCGCCGCCAUUUUGGCUUACGAACAGGACGGCGACCCGCAGGGGUCCUCACCCCCUCCCUUCCUCCCUUUAGGUGUCUUCAUAAAAUGCCCGUGGAGAAUCCCCUCUUUUUUCGCCCCGCUCCCAAGAUGGCGUCGAUGCGGGAGAGUGACACUGGCCUGUGGCUGCACAACAAACUGGGCUCCACAGACGAGCUGUGGGCGCCGCCGAGCAUUGCCUCGCUGCUCACGGCUUCGGUGAUCGACAACAUCCGCCUCUGUUUCCACGGCCUCUCCUCGGCCGUCAAGCUCAAGCUACUCCUGGGGAUGCUGCACCUGCCCCGCCGGGCGGUGGAUGAGAUGAAAGGGGCACUGACUGAAAUUAUCCAGCUCGCUACCUUGGAUUCAGACCCCUGGGUCUUAAUGGUAGCUGAUAUUUUAAAAUCCUUUCCAGAUACUGGCUCCCUUAACCUUGAUCUUGAAGAACAGAAUCCCAAUGUUCAAGAUAUUUUAGGAGAGCUUAGAGAAAAAGUAAGUGAAUGUGAAACUUCAGCUAUGUUGCCGUUGGAAUGCCAAUACUUAAACAAAAAUGCCUUGACAACACUAGCUGGGCCACUUACUCCCCCAGUAAAACACUUCCAGCUGAAAAGGAAACCUAAAAGUGCCACACUCAGAGCUGAACUCUUGCAGAAGUCAACAGAAACUGCACAACAACUCAAGAAGACUGCAGGAGUGCCUUUCCAUGCCAAAGGCAGGGGACUGGUCAAAAAGAUAGAUACGACAACACCACUCAAAGGAAUACCAAAACAAGCUCCAUUCAGGAGUACUUCAGCACCUAGUGUAUUUAGUCCUUCUGGAAACAGAACUCCUAUUCCUCCUUCAAGAACACCUUUGCGCAAAGAAAGAGGAGUGAAGCUUCUAGAUAUCUCUGAGCUGGAUAUGGUAGGUGCUGGCCGUGAAGCAAAGAGAAGAAGAAAGACAUUAGAUACAGAAGUUGUGGAAAAGCAAGCCAAAGAAGAAACAGUAGUAGAAAAUGCUACCCCAGAUUAUGCUGCUGGCCUUGUGUCUACACAGAAGCUUGGCUCAUUGAACAAUGAGCCUGCACUACCUUCUACAAGUUAUUUACCUGCUACCCCCAGUGUGGUGCCGUCUUCCUCAUAUAUCCCAAGCUCUGAAACACAGCCAGCUGGCUCUGCACGAGAGGCCUUGCAGAGUAACAGGCAGACUGAAGAGCCUGCAGCUCCAAAUGCUACUACAACUCUGCCUGCACAAUUCAAACAAAGAACACCCAUGUACAAUAGUAACUCUAAUCCACCUGCAGCUACACCUACCUCACCCCUAACACCUACCACACCUCCUGCCAUUUCACCUGCGGCACAAGCACCGCAAGUGGCCCCCCAAACUCAGCAACAGCCACCACCGAAAAAAAGCCUCUCUCUCACAAGGGAGCAAAUGUAUGCUGCACAGGAAAUGUUCAAGACUGCAAACAAAGUUACAAGGCCAGAAAAGGCUCUUAUACUUGGAUUCAUGGCAGGAUCCAGAGAGAAUCCUUGCCAAGAGCAAGGUGACAUCAUCCAAAUUAAACUUAGUGAGCAUACAGAAGAUUUACCAAAGGCAGAUGGCACUGGCAGCACCACUAUGUUGGUUGAUACAGUCUUUGAAAUGAACUAUGCUACUGGUGAAUGGACCAGAUUCAAGAAGUACAAACCUAUAACUAAUGUUUCCUAAGAGAUGCAGCAACAGCAGACUGGACCAAAUCAAGCUUUGAGUCAACCAGCUCAUAGAGUAUGUCAACUGUACAAAAUGGCAUUCGUGUGUACAUUUCUUAUUACCCUCCAAAGUAGAAGUUGUGGCUCUUCAACCUAACUGGGCUCAGUGAACACAGGAGAUGAUGGUGUCAAACUUUUUUUUUUCUUUUUUUUUUUUUUUUUUUUUUAAAUCUUGGGAGAGGGAAAGGUGGUCUUAGGGGGGAAAGUUGUUGGUGUGUUUUUGUUUUCCCACAGUUCAAGAUGCUGGAAAAGGAGAUCACAACUGAAAGAUUACAGAUGGGAGCAGUUUACUUCUGAGUACCAGAAGACAAGACUAAUGCACAGUCAUUCACGGUUUACCAUUAAAUGAGGGCACAGAUCUUUAUUGUAAAAAUAUUUUCUUUGGCUACAUGGGUUCUAUUGUAAGAAUGGACAUUUAAAGCACCACAAGUCGGUGCUUGAUUAUUUUGUAAUUCAGCUGCAGUAUAACUAAAUAUUGCAGGUGGUAGAUGUCCAGUGUCUAAUGGUACCCACUGUAUGUUUAGCUUGUUUAUGCUUGGGUCAUAGGAUGAGAUUGAGCAGCUUUGUUAACUCGCUAUAUUGUCACUGUCCAUGCCCAGCAUGAGUUAAUCUAUAUUUGGCAUUAUUUGAGAUAGAGAGACUGAGUAUCAUAACUUUGUGAAGAAAAAAACCAUCAAAAUCAAGAAAAAGUAAUGGUGGCUUGUCACUGCCUGGAAGUGAUAGCUCUUUGCCAUGUAAGUCUUAGGGUAGAAGAUGAUCAAUGGCUCUUGCAUAGCAAGCCCUUUGAACAGCAUAACUUACCUGGGAAGAAGUGAAACUAUUACAUCUUGAGAUCAAUCGCAGCUUAAUUUAAAAAUGGCCCUAGAAAUGGUUGAGUGACACAUAUCUGAAUAUAGAUGGUUGGGAAGAUUUGUUGUCUUGAGGCAAUGUUAAUUUUAUGUUUGGUUGAGCAGUUGUAACAUGUUUGAUUGCCAAGCCCUGAUGCAAAAAGUUUUGAAUGACUGUAGCUGUGGUUCUUACCAGUGUAGUUAUAUCAGUGUAAUCACUACUGUGGCCACAAUUAUACUGGCAUAUGAAUGUGCCUUAUACUUGUCCCCUUCUAGUAGAAGCACAUUUUUAUCUUUAUAACUGUGUUCACAUCACUGGUAUAAUCUGGUUUUAAUAGUAUAAAUACAGCUUAUAUUUAUUGAGAGAGCUUAUGUACAUACUUCAGGAUUCAUCCUUUGGAGACUUGGUUUCAUCAUUUGAAAGAGACUUGGAUCAAACAUCUGGUGUCUGCCAGUACUUGUAUGUGGAGCUGUGCUUGGUUGGGAAUGGUUCUUAGAAGGAAGAAAUACAAAGAUGAGUAGCACAAUGGCUGGCUGGAGGUACCUUGGGCAGACUAGAGGUUCAUGUUAAAGUGGAGCUCUUAGGACGAAAUGAGGCUUUUUCUUUUUUUCUGAAAAGAAAGCAGACCAAAUCCCAUAAGUACACUUAUAUGCUAACAAAGAUGUUUAGAUGAUUCAUUAGAGCCCUUUUGUAUUGGGGAAUUUUUAUUGCAUUUUAUUUUUAGUUUUUCAAACAAAUUAUCCAACAGGACAAGGCAAGUAUAAAUAGUAAGAAAAUCUGUGUUCUACAGUGUUUUAAGAUGUGACCAAAAAUAUAGAUUUCUUAACUUUAUUUAAGCAAAUAUACAGACUGUUCUAGCUCCUGUAGUGGGCAAGUAAUUUGAUGGUACCUGCUACUGUUAUGGAGUGUUGUGCAUGUAUUAGUGUGAAAGUUACUUACAUAUAACUGUCACACUGGGGGCUCUCCUCCACAUAAUUAUCCCAUUUCAGCAGCAAUGUAGAUUGUGAUUCUGAUUGCGAUUUUUCUUUGAACAGCUAGAAAGCAGCCUGGCAAGUGAGGAUGAGUAGUGGGUUUUAGUUUUUAGGAGUUCAGUAGAAUGCGUUUUCAUGGUUAAAACUUACCUGAUUAUAGUAUGUUACACAGUAAGGGCUAACAAUAGAAUAUGAAAAUAUUCAUCUUUUAAAAGAAACGUUUAAAGUGACAUUCCUUUUCUUGUCUGCAUUCAGAUUUUUAAAGUUUUCUUGUGAUGACCAGUUUUCUGUAAACAUGUAUGAUACUUCUGUCUUAACUGUUCCUGCUUGCUAGAUGAGCUGCAAGUACCAAAUGUAAUUUUUAAGAACAAAGUUGUAGAAAAUUGGCUGACUUGAGGGGUGUGUACUGUUACUAUAAAUUCUUGAUGCAAGACUCUGCAAUUCAGUAGUGAUCAGGAGCUGCUAUGUGAUGGCUCUUUUGGCUUACUUGAGAUUAAUGGGGGUCCCUCACUAAAUUUCUUAGUCUGCAGAAGUCUGUAUUUUGGACCUGUGCUGUUGGGAUGGAGACAGCUGUCCCUCUCCUCUUCAAGAAGCCCUUCUAGAAUGCAGUGGAGUCAUUUGAGUGCAGUAGUGUGUAGGAAGCUUAACCAUGCUGCUAUUUGUAUUUGCUGCAUAACAAAGUUGGUCUCCAGGCCUGUUUGUGUACAGUCAGUCAUAUGCAAUAAAUUGAAAUUUUAAAUAGAAGCAGAGUAUAUUUUUAAUUCCGUUAAGUCAUUAGGAUGAGACAAUUUAACACUGCAAAAAUAAUUUAUUUUUAAAAGUGACUUUAUGACCCUCAAUACCAGAGCAUUACUUCAACUUGAUCUGUGAAUCCAGAAAGCUUUUAAAAUGCCUAAAGAAAGGGAAGUGUUUGCAACAUUGUUAAAAUGAUAGGGUAAGAAGUAAAAACUACAUUGAGCUCUCUGGUUCAGAGAAUGAAAUCAUCAAGUCAGUGGACUGAAAGAAGGGACAAUCCCAGACAAUUCAGAAAGGGCAACAUCAACAUUUAAAUUCCAAUAUAAUGGAAUUGUUGCAUACAGAACAAAAUCUGGCCUUGGAACUUGGUAUUUUUUGUCUUGAAUAUUCAGUCACUUGGAUGCUAGCUGGAUUCUAUUCAGUGAGGCUCAAUGUGUGCUGUAAGAUUAAACAAAAACAUUUGUUGACUCUAGAAUGACUUGCAGAUGUACUGACAAAUUGACCGGAGAAGUAGUUCAGAGUUUUCUUAAAGCUUUGUGUCCUUUCCUCUUUCCCUUUAUCCAAGCAUGAAGCUUUAGGAAAUGGCAGGCCCAAACUUCCAAAGUGUGUUACGGCACCUCGGCAAGGCAGGAUGUCCCAGCUUCUCUUGCCCUUGCUUGUACAGAAGCACCUGUCUGUGCAAGCCUAGGCAUGAUACGAAUUAGCUUUUCUUCAUUUUUAGAGUAUAGAAUACUGGAGAAAGAAGUAACGAAAGUGGCUUGUGUUUUUCCUGUCCUGUCCAAACUUUUUAUUCUUGGCGGGGAGAAAGAACACGUACGUGCAUACCCAGGCUUCUUUAACAAUUUGCCCUACAGCAAAGUGCUGUGUUUCUUUAGGCUCCAUUUUCUUUCGUGAGUGCCAUGAAGACCAGAAAGAGUGAAAUGAGUGUAAUGAAGAAGGUGAGCCCAAGGAGGAUGCUGAGCAAGAGUUCAGACUGUAGAUUCCACCUUCCUUUUUGACAGAACAUUUUUUUUUUCCUACUUGAGUGCUCUGUAGUUAUCUCCAUACAAAACAGUCUAGGGUUACUAUGGUUAACACUCUAGUAUUGGGCCAGUAUGUUGUGGGUUAACUUGAUUUUCACUGGUGGCUUUGCCAUUUAAUCUUUCAGUUAAUACCAUAGGAUGCUGGAUGCAAUGGGGAGGAGCCUUUGGUAGUUACUUGACAUCUCCGUGUGAAAUUGGUCACUUCUCUCACUAAGUUGUGUCAAAGUGCAGACCACUUGUCUAGAUGAAAGAAACUUGAGACUUUGACAUUACACAGUUUAAGAGUGAAUCACAUUUUUGUAGUAAGAUCUGACUGGAAAAAAAGACUAAAAAAUGUUGAGCCAGAGCCCUCUGGGAAUCUGGUGCCUUUAACAAGAACUGUCAUUUUGUAAAAUGUUACAUCUAUAGCAUAGCCCGUAUGUUUUCUAUUGGUUUUUUGUACAGUUGUAAAUUCAAAAUAUUCUGUCUUUGGGUACGUAUUUUCAGUGUAAUACAGUAUGUAUAAUAAAAAUUUAGAUUUUCUAAGGAAA